This is a messenger RNA of Solea solea (common sole), 2167 nucleotides long. Its product is annotated as spermatogenesis-associated protein 7-like. Gene Ontology annotation, biological process: photoreceptor cell maintenance; protein localization to photoreceptor outer segment; microtubule cytoskeleton organization. The record is from RefSeq and is a predicted model, not a curated record. The transcript is spliced from 12 exons. Bases 193 to 2001 code for a protein of 602 amino acids. Lineage: Eukaryota; Metazoa; Chordata; Actinopteri; Pleuronectiformes; Soleidae. Gene Ontology annotation, cellular component: axoneme; ciliary basal body; photoreceptor distal connecting cilium.
GCAGCCGUAGCAACCGUCAUGGCGACGGGAAGCUUUGCCGAGCGGCUCAUCUGCUUAUGACCUCGCAUUAGGUUGUUGACAUCGCGUUAAUUCACCACAUUACAGCGUCAAAAAUGUUUACAGUCGUGUGCACUGUCGUUUUGGGAUGUCUCCGAGCCCCACAGUCUCUGCCCCGGGAUAUUUACGAGGAAAAUGGGAUACGCUGAGUGUGACUGUAUCAUGGAAUCGAGAACGGGGAGUGUGUCAUCAGGACUGGGGUCCAGUACUGGCAGGAGAGGACAGACAGUGAAAAGUAGCCCUUUCUGUCCUCGCUCAUCCAGCAAACUGACACAGUCCAUCGUUAGAGAUCACAUGGUGUCUCAUUACAAAAAGGUUUACUCGGCUAAGGCUGCCAUCGAUACUUCAGUUCCUAAAAGCAUGAUACACAGUGUAAAAUACAAUGACCACAUCAGGCAGGAUCGCUUCAGGAAAGGAGGUCGUCCUCAGUCAGCUCAUUCUCUUUCACAGAACAAUAGCAGAGCCUCCUGCUUCUUAGCCCAGAGUAGAUUAUCCUUGCAGUAUGAAGACAACUCAUAUCUCUGCUCGAGGGCCUCCAUGGCCUCCAGCUCAAAGUUCAGAACUUCAUUCCACGCUAAGGACGUUGUUAAAGUGGAGCAUUCCCAUCACUCUCGCCCAGCAUCACAAUCGAAGUCCCGGAGCCCAGAGUCAGCUUUGCGCCGAAAGCAGUCAGUGUGUUCACUGUCGGCUUCAGGAGCUCAGAGUUUCUGUAAGACCUUCCAGGACCCUGUCCAGAAGACUUAUAGUGGAGACUUGCUCCAGAAACACUCACAGCACUUUACACACGGCAAACCUUUUACCCCCAAGACCCUAAAGACAGAUAAGAGUUCAUAUCUGGAAAAAUAUCGCUACUACAGAGCACCACUAAGGAAGCCCACUCAGGACUGCAACGAUCACACACUGAUGCAACAGGAGACCAGUGACAGAGGCACGAAAACCACAGAAUGUACACAGGAAUUUGAUCAACCGUCUCAGGGAUUCGUGACGGAGCACGAGUGGUCGGAGGACGAGUCGAAUGGCACAUAUUUGUUAGCGUCCAGACAAAAGAGUCGAAUAAACAAGAGCAGAGACUACUCUUUCUUUGACUCCUCAUCCAGGUUAAAAUUGACCUCACCAGAAGAUAAGAAAUCUCUCAAUAGGAAGAAAGCAUCUGCAGAGGAAGAAGAAUUAAAGUACCUCGAAUUUAUUUCUGCUGUAACGGAGGAUAUUUUAUCCAGGAGGCACAUCUCUGACAGGGUCCUGGGUCGGGUGAUAAAGCACCAUAUUGACAUGAAUCGGCAUCGACUCGAUGAGGGUAAAAUGCUCCACCUUCUGGCAGUGCUGCGUAAAGACUUUGAAGAGCCAACCAACACGACCACCUCCAAUACAGAGCUUGAAAAAAGGGAGAGUGAUCUGCUUGACUCUCUCCAGCCUUUUCUGGAAUCAGGGGGAGAGCAAGUAAAGACCAAAGAAGACAACGACGUUUUCUCCUACGUGUCACUGAUUAAACAGUGCGAUUCGCCUAAUUUCACGGAUGCCUUAUUAGUGUCUACACCCGUAUGUUCUCCUGACAGGACUGCGUCACCAAUAACAACAAACGGAAAGGACCAGGAGAGCGACAAUCAGGAGAAGUUAACAAGCUCUCCUCGGCUCGGUGAGCAUCUCCCUGAGAAUACAGGCGUCAGUGAAGAGGACGUCCAUCAAAAUGAAAUCGGUAACAGUAACACUGCAACAGAUGAAGAAGUCAGCCAUGAAAACCGUGAACACACGUCUGUAACCAGCGAUGAAAUAUUGAAUCAAGACCAAGCCGAGGUCAGUCAUGAUGGACAAUCUCAAGAGCUCGAAGAUCUGGGAAGACAUCUGUCAGAGUCUCUUCAUGUGUCCAGCAAUAACUCGGUUAAUGUGGAGACCACUAAUGAGCAACAUGUAAACACAGUUGCUUCUGUCAGUGAUGAUGAGUUCUGAGUUUUGUGACCAGGUGAGAGGGAAGAAAUGUAAUAUUUUGAAUUUUCACGUAAAUGUGACUCAACACUGGUUGUGUUUUUAAAAGCCUUGUUCACGUUUUAUUCAAAUCUUUACCAAAAGCUUUAGAUUUAUCGACAUGCAGAUGAAUCCAUGAGUAAUAGUAGGU